GCCCAGGGCUAGGAGCGAGAAACGAAUGGAUAGGAUUCCCAAGAUUCCCCAUCGGAGAAGACACGAGACGACACGGAUUCUUUUCUUCCACUCUUGGCUCCUGAAAAAUAGACCCAAAACCGGCGGAAAUUCGGCAGAAAUGAGCUGACACGAUACCAAAAUCUUGGUCAGAGAGGGGGGGAAGAACAGGAGCAAGAAUCCAAUCCCUGUGGCGCUGUCAGGCCCAAGGAAGGUAAGAGGCGCAAGCAGGAACGGCAGCUAAUAAAAAGGGAGAAACUUCUUUUUACCAAGUAAUUUAAAUAUCUCCGUGUUUGAUUGUUUCUUCUAGCUGGAUCGCUAGCUCGUUUGCUUUGCUUUCACGUCAUUCUCCCGGAGGGAGCGAAAGCAAGCGAGCGAGCGUCCCCCUGUGUCGCUCCCUCUCCAUUUAUUAUUGGAGGUUCACUUGUUGAUUCAAGUCACCUAGCUAGAGCUAAGGAGGUCGGAUCAGGGCAAGUGGAUGCUGGCGAAGAAGCUUGAUCUCUUCGUCCAAAGACCUGCCUUGAUCUCAAGACCUUCGUUAAGCUCCGGUUCUUCCUGAUCCAGCUGAGGCGAGCUUCUUAGCAUGUGAGAGUGAUGGCGGCGGCUGAAGCGAGGGCUGCUUGGCAACGUGCCGCUAACCGCUGCUUGGUUCAGGAGGAUGCCAAGAGAGCUCCAAAGCUGGCAUGCUGUCCAUCUUCUGUGCAACAGCAUGAAGCAAAGAGCGGAAACCCAACUAACCCACAAGAUUGCCAUAUCCCAAAUUUUAUGCAUUUAAAUUUAAAUUGGAACCCAAUGAACUCCAAUCAGCCAAUAGAUACGUGGUUCCUUCAAUUCCAGCCCGAUUUCGGGUGCCAGAAAGUAAUUGCUGGUGAACAUCUGAAUUAUAUGGGCGGGGAAGUUGAUUCCAAGAAAGUGGAAAGUUUUUCACCAGUGUCUACGCUUGAAGACAUCAAUCCUAAGAAGAGCGAGUAUCCUUUUGAGCCUCCGUGGAUCGUUUCGACAGCUUUUAUGAAGCAAACUUCUGAAACAGCUUUCGAAGAGUUCAAAACUCUUUCUGGUUGUUCUCAAGUGAGUCUUAAAUGCAGAGGUAAUUCCAAUAGCCUCCUUCAUGAGGAUAAAGAGUUUAUGGAGUUCAAAACUUUUGAUCCUCUGUUUCCAAAGAAACCACAGAAGGCAUGCUAUGAGAUGGAUCCACCUUGGGCAGAAGACAAGAAGUCACAGCCAUGGUGGCAAGUAGUUGAUGGGGAUGGAUUGGCUUCGCUCGUUGCAGAAAGAGCAAUGCAGAACAUUGAGAACAACGAUCUGCCAAGACCCACUCAGACAGUGCGUGUUCAUGGGGCAAAAUUGAACAGCCAUGAGAACAAGGAUAGCUAUGGGCAUACAUCCCCUUCUGUUAAAGAGUUGCAACCUGAACUACAAGACACUAUGAUGUGCAGCUAUAGCAUCGCAAGCACCAAUGAGACAAAUUCAUCUGACAGUGGAGGGUGGCAACAACCUCAAAGAAAGAACGCACGUGGGGGUGCACAGGAUUCGUCACCAGGCAACGAGCCAGCACAUCAGAACCAGAAUGCCUCUGAGAGGGCCCAGCUGCUGGAUGCUCUCCGCCAUUCGCAGACACGGGCUAGGGAAGCCGAGAUGGCUGCUAAGAAUGCUCAUGAUGAAAAAGACCAUAUCAUCAAGCUAUUGUUUCGUCAGGCCUCACACCUCUUUGCAUGUAAGCAAUGGCUGAAAAUGCUGCAACUGGAGAACAUAUGCCUCCAGCUCAGGCUCAAAGAACAUCAAAUAGCAGCCAUGUUCCCAGAACUUCCCUGGACGAUGAUGAAGGAGAAGGCAGCGCCAGGAGAGGAGCGGAAAGACAGCACAAAGAAGAAAGGCAGGAGGCAGAAGAAGGAAGGUGGCUUCCGCAAAGCCAUCAUGUUUGCGGUCGGUGUAGGUAUCGUCGGUGCUGGACUGCUGCUUGGCUGGACCCUUGGGUGGCUGAUGCCCAGGUUGUGAGUUCCACCUACAUAGUGUUCAAUUCCACGAAUAGCUGGUAGAUAAAGCUCCAGAUAUGUGCUUUAUGAAGUAGGAGAAUGAAAUGAACAAAUUCUUAGAAUCACUCAUACAAGCUUGAUGAUUUGGAGGCUUUGCUGAUGAUCUCUCUCCAUGCCUUCAUGUAUAUAUAGGAAGAAUUUAGUGUACAUAUUGCCAGAAACUGGGUAUUUCUGGUACACCUGUAGGUUCCAUGGGGGUGAGUGUGUACAUAGUGUGCAUCUGGGUCAGUGGUGGUGGAACCUCAUAUCAGUCGACUUCAACAAAGGGUAAACCUGUACUGUAAGCAUGUAACCUUCUUUGCUUAGUGUAAAAAGAAUUGUAUUACUCCAGUUUGGUUUUUACCAAACCUGUCCUGUAAGCAUGUAACCUUCUUCUUUGCUUAGUGUAAAAAGAAUUGUAUUACUCCGGUUUGGUUUUUACCAACUGAUCACGGUUGGUAAACCUGUACUGUAAAUAUAUUGUAACUUGGUUCUUUGUUUAAUGUAAAAGAAAUUGUAUUAUUCA
Messenger RNA from Brachypodium distachyon (stiff brome), 2556 nucleotides. RefSeq lists its product as uncharacterized. NCBI's taxonomy places the organism in Eukaryota, Viridiplantae, Streptophyta, Magnoliopsida, Poales, Poaceae. The coding region runs from base 613 to 2013 and encodes 466 amino acids. The transcript has 3 exons. The record is from RefSeq and is a predicted model, not a curated record.